Saxophila tyrrhenica is the source of this 1017-nucleotide messenger RNA. RefSeq names its product ADP/ATP carrier protein (gene ANT1). The record is from RefSeq and is a predicted model, not a curated record. Gene Ontology annotation, biological process: transmembrane transport. Bases 1 to 1017 code for a protein of 338 amino acids. The transcript has 2 exons. Gene Ontology annotation, molecular function: ADP transmembrane transporter activity. NCBI's taxonomy places the organism in Eukaryota, Fungi, Ascomycota, Dothideomycetes, Mycosphaerellales, Extremaceae. Gene Ontology annotation, cellular component: membrane.
AUGUCCUCUGUCUCUAAGAACGAGGUCCCGCCAUGGGGCCUCGCAGUGGCCGGCUCAACCGGCGCCAUCAUCGCCAACGCCCUCGUCUAUCCUCUCGACAUCGUCAAGACCCGACUGCAAGUCCAAGUCAAGCGCUCCCCAACCGACACUACCCCGCCUACGACAACCGAUCGACACUACAAUGGCACAGUGCACGCCAUCCUCUCGAUCAUGGAAGACGAAGGGCUCAGCGGUCUAUACAGCGGGCUAGCGGGGUCGUUGUUGGGUGUAGCGAGCACGAACUUUGCUUAUUUCUACUGGUAUAGCACGGUUCGGACGCUGUACUUAAAUCGGGUGCAGAAGUCGACUAAGGCGCCCUCGACAGCGAUUGAGUUGGCUAUUGGUGCAGUUGCUGGAGCAUUGGCGCAGCUGUUCACAAUCCCAAUUGCGGUUGUGACCACAAGACAGCAGACGCAGCCAAAAGGCGACAAGAAGGGCAUGAUUGCGACGGCGAAGGAGGUCAUCAACAGUGAAGACGGCGUGUCGGGGCUAUGGAGAGGUUUAAAGGCGAGUUUGGUGUUGGUCGUGAAUCCGGCGAUCACGUAUGGUGCUUAUCAGCGGUUACGCGAGGUCAUGUACCCUACCAAGGUCAACCUCAGACCUCAUGAGGCCUUCUUACUCGGCGCAAUGUCGAAGACAAUGGCCACAAUAGCAACCCAGCCUUUGAUUGUCGCGAAGGUCGGCCUGCAGUCCCGCCCACCGCCGGCACGACAAGGCAAGCCGUUCAAGUCGUUCCUCGAGGUCAUGCAGUACAUCGUUGAGAAGGAGGGUCUCCUUGGUCUCUUCAAGGGCAUCGCUCCACAGAUCUUGAAAGGUCUGCUCGUGCAAGGGAUGCUGAUGAUGGCCAAGGAGCGAAUAGAGCUGCUCUUCGUUCUUCUGUUCAAAUAUAUGCGCACUGUCCGGCAAGAGCAGCUCGAGAAGCUUGCUAAGAUUGCGGCCGAGAAGGCUGCUGCUCAGAAGAAGGCGCUGGGGGCUUAG